AUGACAAAAAACCAGGAUGAAAAUCUGAGAAGAGAGGUCGUGGAAUUAGGGAGUGUGGUCAGGACCUUUACCAACAAAAGUGAGGGAGUAGAACAGGCCAUGAGGACAAUGGAGUUUAGACAGGAUGCUACUGAAAAGCUACUGAAAGGAUUGGAUCAGAAAUAUGAGGGCCUGAUGAACAUGAUGGCUCAGUUGGUGGCCAAGAUCAGUGACCAGGGAAAGGAACCAGAAGGCAGUAGCAGCUCAAAAAAGGAAGAUCGAUCAAAUGAAUCCAGGAUGGAGCCACCAAAAGAAGCAGACAAUCCAAGGGAGUGGAUCAGGAAGGCUAACAAGUAUUUCAAACUACAUGAGAUAGAGGAGGAUUUGAGGGCUGAGGUUGCUGAACUCUAUUUCAGAGACAGAGCAGACAUCUGGUUCCAUGGAGUUUUUUAUGGAAGGGAGGCUAUUCCCUGGUUAGAAUUAUCCACUGCUCUAUGCAUCAGAUUUGGAGAGGGAAGUCCAGAAGAGGCCAUCGAAGAAUUCAAUAAGCUGGUGCAGGCAGGAUCUGUGGCUGAAUACUUGGAGAAAUUCGAGAUGCUCAAAGCCCUGGUAAUGCCUUCUCUGCCUCACUUGUCUGAUUCAUAUUAUAAGGCAUGUUUUAUGAGUGGACUGAAAGAGGAAAUAGUCAAUAUGGUGAAAAUAUCUAAACCUGAAACCUUAGCUGUUGCCAUUGAAAUAGCAAAACUCCAAGAAAAGAACCUCAAAGCAAUCCAAAAAAUGCAGAAACCUGUCAAUACCAGUUUCAAUAGCCAAAAAAUCUACAGCAAAACUACACCCCACACCAAAUGGAACCAAAAGUACCCCAAACACACCAACAAACCCCCUGAUCAGCACACUUCCAACCAGAACCUAUUUAAAAAAAUAACCGCCACAGAAUACAAUCACAGGAGGGAAAAGGGGCUAUGUUAUAGAUGUGCAGAACCUUAUACCUUGGGGCAUGUUUGCAAACAAGCCCAUGCACAUUUACUGUUGGCUGAUGAGGAUGAAGACAUGGAGAAGGGUAGGGAACCAGAAGAGGAAGUUUUCUGUGACUGCAUUAAUGGAGGUCUGGCAGGGGAACACAUAGAAGUAUCAAUUCAUGGCCUGGCAGGAGGAGCAAGGCACAAAACGAUAAGGCUGAGGGGUCAUGUUAAGGGAAGGCAAGUCACUGCACUAAUUGAUAGUGGCAGUACCCAUUGCUUCUUGGAUGAGCAGCUGGCAAAGGAGUUGAAACUGUGUACACAGGGGCCAACUUUAAUAGUCAAUGUGGCUAAUGGUGAGAAGGUGGACUCCAAGGGACUAGAUAAGCCUAUGCAGUGGGAGAUGCAGGGGCAUCAGUUCCAACAUAUCUUCAACACCUUGAGGUUGGGGGGAUGUGACAUGAUACUGGGGGUGGAUUGGUUGGCCAAACACAGCCCUAUAGAGUUCAAUUUCAUGGAACUCAGUAUGAAGAUCCUCAAGGGGAAGCAAGAAAUAAUACUGAUAGGGGAUGACAGCAGCACCAAGUUGGAGAUACUCAAAGGAGGCAGGCUAGCAAAAUGGCUAAGGAAGCAGGAAUAUGGGGUAGUAGCACAACUGGUGACAGUGGGGAAGGAGGAAAGACCAGGACAGAUACCCAUUGAAAUCAACUAUGUGCUAGAUCAAUACAAGGACGUCUUUGAAGAACCAAAAGGAAUGCCUCCAACAAGGAGCCAUGAUCACCAGAUUGUCCUCAAGGAGGGAGCCAGGCCCUUCCAGGUGAGACCAUACAGGUGCCCCUACGUGCAGAAGUCAGAAAUUGAGAAAUUGGUGAAGGAAAUGCUGGAGCUGGGCAUCAUACAACCCAGCAGCAGCCCAUUUGCUUCCCCAGUGCUACUGGUUAAGAAAAAAGAUGGGACAUGGAGGUUCUGUGUAGACUACAGGUAG
This is a messenger RNA of Coffea arabica (coffee), 1923 nucleotides long. NCBI's taxonomy places the organism in Eukaryota, Viridiplantae, Streptophyta, Magnoliopsida, Gentianales, Rubiaceae. The record is from RefSeq and is a predicted model, not a curated record.